Messenger RNA from Mytilus californianus (California mussel), 1669 nucleotides. RefSeq lists its product as uncharacterized. The record is from RefSeq and is a predicted model, not a curated record. Bases 524 to 1264 code for a protein of 246 amino acids. The transcript is spliced from 9 exons. NCBI's taxonomy places the organism in Eukaryota, Metazoa, Mollusca, Bivalvia, Mytilida, Mytilidae.
GACGACACACUCAGAUGUGGAAUUUCAGCCUUUCGAACUGAUGAGUGUGGAAGUUAUUAUUUAUUUCCGCAUGAACAUGAUGCUAUCAAAAUUAAGUGUUGUCUUAAGGACGUGACUAGUCACCUAAAGAGUGUUGGGGUUGCAACAGGAGGCUGUUACCGGCAUUUUAGUUUGGGAGAAUCUAUGACAAGGUGAACUUAUUUUGUAUAGAGUCGGCCUGUAUGAUGAUCGUUUGUACAGGGAUAUUACAGUGUGUCCACAUCAUCGAUAUAAACUGGGGAUCUAUUUUAAACAAAAAAGAACAUGCAGCCACCCAUCUCAUUCUGGGAAUGGGAAAGCAUACAGAGGAAUUACAGUUCCUGAAAGUCGUGAUGUUUUGCAGUCUUUUGGUGUCCUUCUUCCAGUGGGUACAGGAUUAUGCAGAAGUUGCAGCAAAAAAGUAGCUCCUUCCACAAUUGAGGAUACAGAAGAUUUGGACACAACAGAGAAAGAAAAAACAGAAACAUCCAGCUGUUUAAGCAUAAUGAAUAUUGAUGAUGACUCUUCUGCAAAGAUAGAUGCACAACCCAGUACAGCUGAAAAUGAUUCCCUGACAUUAAGUCAAGAUGAUGAUGACUCCUCUGCAAAGACAGAUGCACAACCCAGUACAGCUGAAACUGACUCCAUGACAUUCAGUCAAGAUUUAUCUCAAACUUCUAGCUGGAGUACAGAUGAAAAGAAAGGGGAAAUUCUUUUAGAUGAUGUCAACACUGCCCUGUCGUUAUUGUCAAAUGGUAAGAUAAGUCCAUUGAAAUAUCAAGUCAGAACAGAUAUAGCCUCACUACAUCCUUCAUCAAAACGUAUGCUUAAACGUAAAGCUACAACUGCCAUUGAAGCAUUGAUGGAUUGUUUGGCUCCAGGUCAAGCUAGUGAGCUAACAGAGUUGAUAAAGAUGGAGAAACAGGUUUCACCAGUCCCUGAUUUAACGACCACAAUUGUAAAACUGUAUAAUAACACCAAUGAUUUCAACAUGAAGAAACAGAUGCUGUCAAUAUUGGCAAAAGAUUAUACUAAGAAACAGCUACAGGAAAUGAUUCCAGGCUUGACAGUUUAUAGUAUAGACAGGCACGACUACAUGCUUCAGUGCAUGGAGAAGGUUCACAAGUUCCAAAACAAAUCAAGCAACACCGUCAAAGACUUUCACAGUGGAAGGUUGCUCAUGCCUUGGAUUUCUUCUUCAAUCCUCUAUUUCAUCAGGUCAGCUCAUAUGGAACCAAAGAAAUGAAACUGAAUAGUGGAGAAAAGAUUUUAAUACCAGAAGUGGUUCGAACUGUUUGCCAUGCCAACUUGGUCCAUAUGUAUGAAGCCUUCUGCACAGAAUCAGAUGUUGAUCCACUAUCCAGAUCAUCUCUUUUUGAAAUUUUGAGGGUUUGUCCAGCUUCCAAAAGAACGAGUUUGAGAGGCCUGGACAAUAUUGCCACUGAUGGAUCCACAGCAUUUGACACUUUAGAUGAAGUCAAAAAGCAGCUUAAACUUUAUUUAACUUACCCUGAAGUACAAGAUGAUUUAGAGAAGACUGAGCAAGAUCUCCAUUUAUUUAAACUAUAUAUAAAAACUGACUUCAAACUGCAUACAUCACUUGCUGACCAAUGCCCUGACCACUGCAUGAUGUUUGCAUUGUCUGAUCCUA